UUCCUCCUCUCACAGCAGCCGCGGCAAGAGCAGCAAAGAUGACCCAGAAGUCCUCCCUCGUAAUCCUGAUGCUUGUCCUUUGCACAGCUCUCAUACAAGGAAUGCCAACUACCAGCAGAGGGCGUUGUCUUUGUCGAACAAAAGGAAUGAUGUUGAACUCUGUCCCUAUUCACCGCGUUGCUGGAGUUGAAUUUCACCGGCCCAGCAGCAGCUGCGAUCACGAGGAACUGGUAGUCACUUUCAAGAGGAAUGAGCGCAAGAGGUGCCUGGACAUUAAUAUGGAGCAAGGCCGCCGUAUAAAGGAAGCAAUUAUGAAGAAGAGAAAAUGAAGAUUGUUAGAGACUGAGAGAGGAAAAGGCAGAGAAAAUAGAAGUGGGCAUCCGGUUACAGAGGAAGACAAGUAAUGAGGUUCAAGCUUCUUUUGGAGAAGGAAACCAACCAUUUCUCCUUCAACAGGACCUCCUGACAAACUUCUGAAAGACUGACGUUCUGUGGACUCUCCGACCUAAGUGUUUAAUUGGCAGGAUUCGGUCUAGUAUAAAGCUGCUGGAAUUUGAAAAUGAGCUUUUCCAAUUUAGUUUUGUUCCCUCAACUUUCAGGUCCAUAAUUAUGUGUUACCAAAGGAAGAAACAAAAAAAAAAACUGAGAAAGCUAGAGGAGAAAUAAUUUCGUAUUAUAAA
Zootoca vivipara (common lizard) is the source of this 680-nucleotide messenger RNA. RefSeq names its product C-X-C motif chemokine ligand 11 (gene CXCL11). The record is from RefSeq and is a predicted model, not a curated record. Gene Ontology annotation, molecular function: chemokine activity. Gene Ontology annotation, biological process: immune response. Lineage: Eukaryota; Metazoa; Chordata; Lepidosauria; Squamata; Lacertidae. Gene Ontology annotation, cellular component: extracellular region.